This is a messenger RNA of Penicillium pulvis, 1242 nucleotides long. RefSeq names its product aldose epimerase family protein. Gene Ontology annotation, biological process: beta-D-galactose catabolic process via UDP-galactose, Leloir pathway; glucose metabolic process. Bases 1 to 1242 code for a protein of 413 amino acids. The record is from RefSeq and is a predicted model, not a curated record. Gene Ontology annotation, molecular function: aldose 1-epimerase activity; carbohydrate binding. Lineage: Eukaryota; Fungi; Ascomycota; Eurotiomycetes; Eurotiales; Aspergillaceae. The transcript has a single exon.
AUGCACUUCAAGUCAUACGUCGCAGCUGCCCUCUACGGCCUGCCUAUUCUGGCAAACGCGGCGCCGUCUGCUUCGACCGCGUCAAGCAGCUCGUCCGCAGAUUCAGCUCACUUCAAAGAGUACACGAUCAAAUCGGAGAACAUCACCGUCACACUUAUCCCUUACGGCGCGCGCCUCACCUCAGUUCUGGUUCCUGACCGUAAUGGCAACACACAGGAUGUCUUAGUUGGUUAUGACAACCCGCUCGAGUACCUGCACGAUUCCGAGACCAACCACACCUUCUUUGGUGCUGUCGUGGGUCGCUAUGCCAAUCGCAUCAAGAAUGGUACCUUCUCCAUUGAUGGCAACACCUAUCACAUUCCAGAGAAUGAGAAUGGUGGCAAGGACACCCUUCACGGUGGUUUUAUUGGCUAUGACCAGCGCAAUUGGACAGUCACUGCUCAUGACUCUUCGUCUAUCACCUUCAGCCUCUUGGAUGAGGCCUGGCAAGACUUCCCUGGCGAUGUCAUCUCGCACGCCCAGUUCAGUGUCUCCACUGAGAAGUCGCCCGAGAACCCCAAGGGAUUGCCCCAGCUGACCACCAAGCUGAUCUCCCUGGCCCUGACCACAAAGACCCCAAUCAUGCUCGCCAACCACCUCUACUGGAACCUCAACGCCUUCAAGGAGGAGACCAUCCUGGAGGAUACCUACCUGUCAAUGCCCCUGUCCCAGCGCUUCAUCGGCGGUGACUCCCUCCUGAUCCCCACCGGCGAGAUCCUCGAUGUCAGCACUGCUUACGAGGGUGCCCUGGACUUCACCGAGCCCAAGCUUGUUGGCCAGGAUAUCAACAAGACCGCCGGCCUCUGCGGCGGUGGUUGCACCGGCUACGAUACCUGCUUCAUCCUCGACCGCCCCGCCGCCUACGCUGCCGAGAACUCGAUGGUCCCAUCUGUGCGCCUGGCAUCUGAUACCACUGGUAUCAGUCUCGAUGUUGCCACCAACCAAGCUGCUCUGCAAAUCUACUCCUGCAACGGCCAGAACGGUACCAUCGCUACCAAGGAGUCGCAGGCCAAGCGCAACAAGGAGCAGGAUGGCAGUGCCGGCGCUGGCUUCGUCAACAAGUACGGCUGCCUUGUCAUUGAGACCGAGGACUGGAUUGAUGGUAUCAACCAGCCUGAGUGGGGCCGUGACCAGUACCAGAUCUUUGGUGCUGACGAUGGUCCUGCCGUUAACUGGGCUACUUACCAGUUUGGUACUUACUAA